CCUUAAAAUUCUUACAUGUAUUAGUGUCGCGCGCGCCGCCUCCUUUUUUCACGUAUGAGUAUGCCUAAUUUCAUUUUCUCGCAAUUUCGACAAUUGAUAAUUCGAGAGGUGUAUUUAUACGGAGUGCAGAUGUAUCGAGGCAUACAUCGGUAAUCAGUGAUUAUUAUUAUGGAACCGAAAGAAAGUGAGCCGCGGUAUGUGGUGCGCAAAUAAGCUAUAAACUCGGAAACGACGGCUUUUCACACACAACAGUUGAGUGAUUGCUAUAUUCCAAGGGAAAAAGUAAUGUGAAUAAAAUCAAAGCAAGACCAUAUGUCCUUCAGAGUACAAUUAACUCUGCCUCGGUGGAAGAUGUCCGACUUAUCUGGUAGGCUGUCGAAAAGUGCUCGUUUGACAAGAGCCUUUGCGAUGGAGAUUCGCGUUUAUGUGAUUUAAUUAAGAACAUACUCAAGCAAUUAGUGAUUAUAAACUAGUGCUAAUAGUGCAAAUGGAUAAUCAGGGAUGACUGACAAUUGUUGGAACUCUGGUGGUGGCGCUGGCGUCAAGAUGGAACAGUUUCAGGCCACCCUGGACCCUAGGAAGCAGGAGUUACUGGAGGCCCGCUUUCUCGGAGCAAGGGGUGGUCAGAGCAACGUGUCGAGUAAAAAUGCGAUUAACAACAGUCAGUCGUCGUCGAUGCCGAAUGCCGUCAGGUGCGGGCAGCCGACUGCCUUGGGAAUAGACUGGGCACGACGCGAAAAUGCCACUUUACGUGAUCAUCAGCGCAACUCAUCCUCUAGCCACGCACAGGGCCAACUCUCUCAGAUGUCUGCUGGGUCACAAAUUCAGAUGGCACCCCAAUCGACGAUAAACUCUGGUCAGUCGGUUCAUAGUCAAGAUUCGAACAUGAGCACCGGCUCGUCGCAUAGCGACAAGGAGGUAGACCCAAAUACUCCAGAAAAGGUGCCAAGAACCCCAUCAGAAAGAAAAAGAAAACGUAAGGCUGAUGACAGCGGCGGAGGGGGUCUGGUGGGCCCGGUUAGCAGUAAAGGAGCCAGAUCUGUUGCUGCCCUAGAUAGUAAGAAAAUAAACGAGUAUUUUCCAAAGCACCACAUGGGCAGUAGUCCCAUUAGGCACGGUGGUGCCAAGAGUCCAUCCCCACAACAGGCAUACCCUAUGUAUCCGCCCUCGCCGCAGCAGGUGACGACGGCGACGGUGGCGGCGUCGGCAGCUUCCGUGCCGGCCUCCACGGCUACCGGCACCGCGGAGUUCCCCUCGUUAAUGCAGCCUCCGCGGCCGGUCGGGGCACAGCCCCCGCCCCCGGCUCCAGGGGCCACGGUUGCGGCGGCAGCGGCUGCCGCCGCCGCAGCCGCUGCUGCAGCCGCCUCCUCGACGGCGGCUGUCGUCGCGAGCGCCCCGAGCGUCGUCGCGGCGACGCCUGCGGCACCAGUUCCUGGGCCCACCGUCGCCACACUCCAAACGGCCGGCUCCAUGCUCAGCAAGCAGGUGCAGGUAAGGCCCACCAACCUACCUAGGACAAGCCAGGUCAGGCAAGCGAAGACUAACACCCCAAAUACGGAGCUCACUUGCCAGAGGAUACAGGAAUUCGAAAAUCAAGCGUCCUCCGAUUUAGAGCUACGUAACAAUAAAAUUGACGAAUUGAAUAGGACGGCUGAGGAGCUGAGGCAUCAGAUAACGAGUCAGCAGAAGGUGAUAGAGCAGCACAAAUCCCAUAUAAAUAAGUGUAUAGACGUUGUAAAGAAGCUCUUGAAAGAGAAGUCAAACAUCGAGAAGAAGGAGGCUCGACAAAAGUGCAUGCAGAACCGACUGAGGCUCGGGCAGUUUGUCACGCAGAGGGUGGGCGCUACCUUUCAGGAGAACUGGACGGAUGGCUACGCCUUCCAGGAGCUCGCCAGACGCCAGGAGGAAAUCACGACGGAGCGCGAGGAGAUCGACAGGCAAAAGAAGCUUCUGCUGAAGAAGAGGCCGUCGAACAGCGAGACAGGGAGGAAGCGAAGCAGUCAGCCGGCGCAGCCGACGUCACUGCACAACGGCACCGAGGCCACGUUCCUUAAGCCCGACGCCGUGCCGGGUUCCUACACGUGGCAGGAGUACUACGAAGCCGACGAGAUCUUGAAGCUACGGCAGAGCGCCCUCAAGAAGGAGGACGCGGACCUGCAGCUUGAAAUGGAAAAACUGGAAAGGGAGCGGAAUCUGCACAUCAGGGAGCUCAAGCGCAUUCACAACGAGGACCAAUCGAGAUUCAAUUCUCAUCCAGUGCUCAACGAGCGAUAUCUCCUGCUGAUGCUGCUCGGCAAAGGCGGCUUCAGCGAGGUACAUAAGGCAUUUGACUUAAAGGAGCAGCGAUACGUGGCAUGUAAAGUUCACCAAUUAAAUAAAGACUGGAAAGAAGACAAAAAAGCCAAUUACAUAAAACACGCGUUACGGGAGUACAACAUUCACAAAGCAUUGGAUCAUCCACGGGUUGUAAAACUGUACGAUGUCUUUGAAAUUGAUGCGAAUUCGUUUUGUACUGUCUUGGAAUAUUGCGACGGCCAUGAUUUAGAUUUCUAUCUCAAGCAGCAUAAGACUAUUCCAGAGAGAGAGGCUAGAUCAAUCGUAAUGCAAGUCGUAUCGGCGUUAAAGUACCUCAAUGAAAUUAAACCCCCAGUCAUACAUUAUGAUCUGAAGCCAGGAAAUAUCCUUUUAACGGAAGGAAACGUAUGCGGCGAAAUAAAGAUUACGGACUUUGGAUUGAGCAAAGUCAUGGAUGAAGAAAACUACAAUCCAGAUCAUGGAAUGGAUCUGACGUCACAGGGAGCUGGUACUUACUGGUACCUGCCGCCUGAGUGUUUUGUAGUUGGAAAAAAUCCUCCAAAAAUAUCUUCAAAAGUGGAUGUUUGGAGUGUGGGAGUCAUUUUUUACCAAUGUCUAUAUGGCAAAAAGCCUUUUGGACAUAAUCAGUCGCAAGCAACAAUUUUAGAAGAAAAUACAAUUCUAAAAGCAACGGAAGUUCAGUUCGCUAAUAAACCGACUGUUAGCAACGAAGCGAAAAGUUUCAUAAGGAGCUGUCUAGCGUAUAGGAAAGAGGAGCGCAUCGACGUGUUGACGCUUGCACGGCACGAGUAUCUCCAGCCUCCUGUGCCGAAACACGGACGCCAGGCGAACAGCCAGCAGCAGCAGCAGCAACAGCAGCAACAGCAGAUUCAGCAACAGCAGCAAACCUCUUUCACCACCGGCAUGUUCAGCGGCAUGAACGCGUCUAGCAGUUCGUAGUUGUGGUUGAUGAGUAGUGACAACAAUAAUGGACCCUCGAGGAAAACUUAUGUACAUGCCAAAUGUUGGAAUAACUCAGAACUGCGCAAUACCACCUUAUCUUAACACGAGGAAGAGGGCAGAGAAUGCGAACGUAAACGAAAGCUAUAACCAAUUGUAAAUAUUUAAUAAUGGGCAGGGAGGGAUAGCAGAGAGAAAAAUCGGAAGAUUCGCCGCCACCGCCACAGAACCGUAGAAAAGAGAAUGCAACAGUGGCUCCGAGGAAUGAGAAGAAGGACGCAACGCGAUUAUAAUACUAACGAGCAUCUCUCUCUCUCUCUGUGUCUUGGAGAAAGUUAAUGAUACACACG
Messenger RNA from Ceratosolen solmsi marchali, 3605 nucleotides. It is a transcript of the gene Tlk, whose product is annotated as Tousled-like kinase. The transcript is spliced from 17 exons. Gene Ontology annotation, biological process: chromosome segregation; intracellular signal transduction; peptidyl-serine phosphorylation. Gene Ontology annotation, cellular component: nucleus. Gene Ontology annotation, molecular function: ATP binding; protein serine/threonine kinase activity. The coding region runs from base 502 to 3255 and encodes 917 amino acids. Lineage: Eukaryota; Metazoa; Arthropoda; Insecta; Hymenoptera; Agaonidae. The record is from RefSeq and is a predicted model, not a curated record.